GUUUAGUAGCUGCGGCCACCGGCGACUGACGAGCGAUCAGAACGAUCAGAGAUCGGUCCGCCGAGUUCAAACAACCGUGCGCAAAUAAACUAGAUUGCAAAUGUGCGCCAGUAUGUGUGUGUGUUUCUGUAUUUGUUCGCCCGAGCUUAGCCAAUUCCUACGAGUAUAGGCAUAUAUGUAGUAGCGCCAGAAGUCGCGUACGCGCAUUCGAGCAUCAAACAUCUAACGGUUUGGAUUCGCCGUCAAUCGAACGAAAUCGAAAUUAAAUCGAAACCAAAGCCGAUCGACCAAAAUAAUCGAAGCCUUUCGAUAAAACCCGAUCAUUUCCGGUGUGUGUGUGUUGUAAAAGUAAAACAAAAUCAAAACCCUGGAAUAACUGCUGCUGCAUCCGUCUCAUUCGCACUUGCGACUCACGCACCACGCAGCAGAAAAAGAGAAAUACAAAAAAUCAGCAACAGCAAGCUCUGCUAAUUUUAAACGACGGCAAAUGGCAACCUCGACGUGGAUGUGACAGUGGAUGUGGAUGCGAAUGCUAGAGCGGAUUAUGCAACUGCGGCCAGACUUUGGAGAGAUCGAGAGGGGCCCGCAGAUAGACGGUUUAAUUAUCAGUGCCAGAUUAUUAUCACCGCAGCGGCGAUGCAGCGGCGGUGACGCUUGCGGAGAUUACCGGUUGCGGAAUGCAUUUAGUUACCUGACUAUUUCAAAAACAUCCGAACCGCCGACGAGCAGCGAUCAGGACCGGGUCCCAGCCGAAAAGUAUCCGGAGUGAUAAUUGCUUUUAAUUGGAGGGAAUUAAAGCCGAGGGGGAUUCCGAAAUAGCGAAAUCGCUAGACCGCGGGAAACAAAAAAAACACAAGAAUAACCCGAACGAAAUGUUGGCCACAACGGACAAGGGCAGUUCUCAUUGCCAUGGAUCAUCGGUUACGGAUCAGCAGCUCCUGCAGCACCUCCAUCCACACCCACACCCACAUCCGCAUCCGCAUCCAGUGCGUCUGCAGGUGCACUCGACACCCACCAUCCACCUGAGCACACAUACACCCGCCUGCGAGAAGCGCUUGGAGGCGGAAACUCCUCGCCGGGAUCUCCAUGAACUGCUGCUGGAGCUGCUGGACAUGCUGCUCUCCUGUUUGGUGGUGGCUCCCUGUGUGAUCGCCUACUGGCGGGGCACCUGGGAACUGAUGGGCGUGUACCUGUUCCCCCGCAGUCUGCCCCUCUCCGCGAUGGCCAGCUUCCUGAUAGGCGGACUGGGGCACUUCCUGUUCACCGUCACGCAGAACUUCUUCAAGGAGCACAUCCAUCCGGACAAGAGGCGACUCACCUACUACACCGUAUCGCGACUUUACACGGCCGUGUUCGGGAUAGUCUGCGUCAAUAUGUGGCGGGGUGCCUGGCUGCUUUGCGACUGGCUCACCAGCAUCGACUCCCUGAUCAUCGUCUCCGUGGUCACGGUCAUCGCACUCAUCUUCCUGGUGGCCACGCGCACCCUGAGGAACCUGGGAGCAGCCCCCUACACCGUCACCAUGGACCACAAGAGCGACUACUUCGAGGUGGACACCAUGUUCAAAAUACCCGGUUUUCAUCAACCUGGCCUGUAUGUGUUGGACACCCUCUUCUCGGUCUUUGUCAUUGGUAGUUUGGUGGUCAUCGCCUGGCGCGGAGUUUGGGGAAUCUUUGACCUGCUGCUGUUCCCGGCGGACAGGGCCAAAUCAGCCUGGGGAUCGCUGCUCAUUGGAUAUCUCACCGUUUUUGUGACCUUCCUCAUCCACCCACUGAUGCGGUAUGUGUGCCGUCGGAUAAGCGGAAUCCUCAAGCUGAUCAUAUGCGACAUUUACUAUCUGAUGACUUUCUUUGGGGCGGUGAAUGCUUGGCGCGGCAUUUGGAAUCUACUGGAUGUGUACUUGUACCCCGAUAAUAAGCUGCUGAGCUUCUGGCUGACGCACUUGGUGCCAUUCCUGCUCCUCGCCGCCAUCAAGUGCUCCAAUUCCAUCCUGGUGCGUGGGGUCUUCAUCGAUGCGGAGGGCGUGGGCGCCGAUAGCGUCGAUAUACCCAUCAACUAUGUGCGGCUGCACUUCCUCCGCGAGCGCCGGAAGAAGUGUGCCCUUCCGACAACGUCGUCUUCGCAGUCGCCACCGCCGCACUACUAUUUGAAACCGGAGCACGCCUCAUUAGGUCGGAAUGCGGAGAAGGACAAGGAGGCGCAGAGCAGUCUCAUCGAGAAGCCCCAUCCCGCCGUGCAGAUCGUUUAGGGAUCCGGCUCAUUCCUGGCUCAUUGUUACCGUUAAUAUCGUUUCUAUGUCUAGAUGUUAAACUAGUUUUAAUCGCCUAAGCUUAAACCUACCGAGCUUACUUAAGAGUCAGUUGUUUAGCAUUAGCCCAUAGAUAUAUAGUCCCGAUCCCAAAUCCCAAGCUGUACAGAAAAUUUAAGGAUCGACGUAUUUAGAUAUUAAGUUUAUUUGCAUUUUCCACUGCAGGUUUACGUUGCAAAUUUAAACUGGUAACGAAAGCACCCUCACCCACUCACACUAGAUAAGUGAUAACGAUUCAACUACGCGUAUAAACAUUGUACAUUGGUAUUUUCAUAUAUCGCAGGAAACAAAUAAAUAAAUUUGUAAAUACUAUAUAACCAAUAA
This is a messenger RNA of Drosophila rhopaloa, 2630 nucleotides long. RefSeq lists its product as uncharacterized. Bases 873 to 2246 code for a protein of 457 amino acids. The transcript is spliced from 5 exons. Gene Ontology annotation, cellular component: presynaptic membrane. The record is from RefSeq and is a predicted model, not a curated record. Gene Ontology annotation, biological process: clustering of voltage-gated calcium channels; neuromuscular synaptic transmission; neuron-neuron synaptic transmission. NCBI's taxonomy places the organism in Eukaryota, Metazoa, Arthropoda, Insecta, Diptera, Drosophilidae.